This is a messenger RNA of Oikopleura dioica, 2874 nucleotides long. The record is from the annotation of a GenBank genome assembly. NCBI's taxonomy places the organism in Eukaryota, Metazoa, Chordata, Appendicularia, Copelata, Oikopleuridae.
AUGGAAGUUCCAGUUGAGCCAGAGUGGGAAGCGCCAACAGCCGAUGAAAUGCGCGCUCGCCGACUAAAUCGACUUGCCGCUCAGACAAAUUCUGCGCCGCAGAAUCCAACUCCAAGAGUUCAGCCGCCGCCUGAGUCUCCAAAAAAGCCAACUAUCUCCGACGCGCCGCUAAAGAGAGGCCUUUCUUCGCCGUUGAAAAAUCCCCCGGCUUCACAUCGACUGAGAACGCUUUCCGGGCCGCAAAGCGUCAAUAGAGUCAGAACGGCGAAUGAGAUCCUGUCGAGCUUGUUCAACGCGCAUGUUGAGUUCUUGCAGUCGCUAAACGAGAACGACUGGAUGAAGCAGCCGAUUUGCGACUGCGAAGAAGAAUUACUCGCAGAAACGAUCACAGCGAUUUUGAUGAGGGAACUGUAUUACUUGUCCCAGAACGAUUCCACAGAUGCUGCAGCGGCUCUUUCCAAUAAUGCGAUUUAUUCGCCGCCAACGUCGAAAUUUGCAAACGGAUUGCUCUACCUCGUCAAAUGCCACCAGCGCUGCUCGACUCUCAUCGCGGAGGGUAGUCCUGCAGAGCAGAAAUGCGGCCACGCAACUCGUCAACUCAUCGUCUCCCAUUUCGUCCUCGUCUUCAGCGGAUUCCUGGGCGUCGACUCGAAGGUCUCUUUCGGCGAGCUUUUCGGAAGACUGAUGCUCUCGCAAAGUCUUUCUGAGGGGCUCCUCCCGGCUGUUCUGGAAGAAUUGAACGAGCAUGGAAAAGAACUGUUCGAUGAGAUUUUGACUGACGCCUUGAACGUCAUCAGAAUCGCUUCAGAAGUGACAUCCUCUGCCUCCGAAUACGCCGCAUCACCGAGCACCUGUCUUGCAAACCUCGUCCAGUUUGUCCUCCCGGGAACAAAAAUCCGUCCAGUUGUAAGUCUGCUUGUUCAGCGGGAAGACUGGCUCGUUACGGAAACUGAAUCGAACCUGGUUGCAUGUGAAAUGGCUUGCAAGUCGUAUUUAGGCUCGUUUUUGAGCUUUGGUGUUUCGGAUGAUCCUGAUAUUUUGGCUUCUUUUACAAAUUUGGAGGACAUAAAUCACAAGGUCCGAUCUCAUAUCGCCAAAAACCUCCUUCUGCGCCUCGAAAUCCCGCGGCAAAACUUCUUCAUCAUCAUCGAAGGAAUCCUGAAAAACGGCGAUCCAGCUGUCCAGUCCCGCGAGAAAAUGGUCUCCUGGCUAGCCGAAAUGGCUCAAGUCAACUUGAAACGAGCAGGAUUGAUGGCAAACGAGGGACAACUCGCUCCUCUUUCGAUGGUGCUCAAUAUUAUGCAUGUUUUGCAGCAGAUGUCGUCCAAAAUCGCGACUUCGAAAAUCGACGAAAAGUAUAUCUUCAGAAAAACUUGCCGGACAAAGCCGCUGAAUGACACGACAAUCGCUUCAAAUAACACGGACCUGGAAAAGUUCUCGAGCUCUCUUCCCGAAUCUGAAUCAAAGUUUCCCACCGAGUGUUUUUGGCUCACAGUUCUUUAUCACCACAUUUGCCUUUCAUCCUGGGGUCGGCAAAAAAUGGUGGAAGUGAAAUUCAUGGUCGGCGGCGAUGGUUACUUUGAGCUCCCUCUUCCGGAUCAGCAGCCGCCAGAGUGGUCUAACUUUUUCGAGUGCUUCAUUGAGGAUUUUAUUGAAUUUUCGAUCUUCAUCUCAAGACAGUCCCUCACCGCAAUGGUCGUUAUUUUCAAAGAGCAUCCAGAGUUUGUCGAGUUCAUCACGAUUUCCGCCACGUCGCCCAGUUAUUAUCGAAAUCCGUAUUUAGUCGCAAAAUUCAUCGAACUCAUUUUCAACCUCCACCCAUCGCACAAUACGGCGAACGACCCGAUUUGUUUCAACGGAAUUGUGCAGCAUGAAUUUUCGAAAAAGCGAUUAGCUCCUGUUUUGAUGAAGUUUUAUUCCGAUGUCGAGCAGACCGGCGCUUCCAGCGAGUUUUAUGAUAAAUUCUCCAUUAGACAUCAUAUUCAGGUGAUUUUAAUGACAAUGUGGAAAGACCCGUACUACCAAGAGCAAAUCGUCUCUAUCGCCGAGUCCAGCCCCGAAUUCGUCCGUCUAGUCAACAUGCUCAUCAACGAUACGACAUUCUUGCUCGACGAAGCGAUUUGCAGCUUGAGAAAGAUCCACGAAAUCCAGGAAGAGAUGAAAAGCGCCGCCUGGGCGUCCAUGGACGAAGAGCAAAAGAGCGAGAAAGAACGGACCCUAAUGUCGGAAGAAAGACAAGUUACAAGUUAUCUGACGCUGGCGACGAAGACGCUGCAGACUUUUGGCGAACUGACAAAGGUCAUUCAGAAGCCGUUCUUGAAGCCGGAACUGGCCGAUCGACUGGUGGCAAUGUUGAAUAUCAAUUUGAAGCAGUUGUCUGGUGCAAAAGCAAGAGAGCUGAAAGUCGAAAACAAGCAGAAAUACAACUGGAAACCCGAGCAAAUGCUUUUUCUUCUCGCUGAACUGUAUCUCAACUUACAAAGCGCAUCGUUCAUCGACUUUGUCGCCAAAGAAGAGCGCAGUUACUCGCCCGAACUCUUCACCGAAGCCGUCCAAACGAUGACGAAAAACGCAUCGCCGAAUGGGAAGAGUUUGCCAAAAGUUGCUCUUCGGCACUCGGAAUUGCAGGAAGACGAGGAGGACUUUGAAGACGCGCCGGACGAGUACUUGGAUCCGAUUAUGGGGACACUCAUGGACGAUCCUGUUUUGCUGCCUUUGUCGGGAAUGGUGAUGGACAGGGGAAACAUCAUGCGACAUUUGCUCAACACGGAAAGUGAUCCGUUCAAUAGACAGCCAAUGACCGCUGCAGAUUUGCAGGAUCAGCCUGAGCUGAAAGCAAAGAUCGAAGAAUACCGUGCCUCCAAGAAGAAAUAG